CCCCCCGGCCCCGCGCCCCAGCUCCGCUCCGCCCGCCGCCGCGUCGCCAUUUUGCCGCUCGCUCUUCCCCUCCCGGCGGCGCGGCCCGGCCGGGCCCUCCUCGGCGGGCCCCGAGCGGCGGGCGGCGAGCUCCGGCCGGCUCCCGGCGAUGGGGCGGCCGGGCCCGGGGCGGCGGCAGGCCGGGGGGCGGCACGGCGGCCCCCGCUCGGGCCCGGGGGGUGGCGGGCCCGGGGCGGCCCAGCCCGCACGGUGGCGGGAGCGGGGGUGACAGCGAGGUGGCGCGGCCGAGGGGCUGGGGCCGGCGCGGCGGGGUGACAGCAGCACCAGGCGGGGCUGAGGUCCCGCUCGGCCCCGGGGAUGCCCGGGGGGGGGUGCCCCGGUGCCCGCCUGGGUGCCUGCCUCGGCAUGGCGAGGCCUCGCUGCCCACCAGGCGUGAGCAGGGGCUUCUCCCCUUGGCUGCUGUGUCUCGGGGGGGGGACGACAGGGACAGGGGACAGCUAACGUGCUCGGGACAGAAGCCUCACAGCGCCGAAACGCCUCGCCCACACCCGGAGCCCGCUGGGCGGCCGGAGCACGGGGCCUUGUGCCGCGGGGUGAGUCCUUCCCCCCAGGAGAGCCACCCGGCUGCCCCGGGCUGGCGAUGGCGCGGGGCUGUGCUGCACGAUGUCCCCCCAGCCACGCGCCCGGCCUGGGCACGCAGCGGGUCGUGGGGCUUCACCUGCCACGUGCUUCCCUCUCCGGGAAUCCUCCAGCGAGGGCAGUUCCGCUUCCUCCCGAGGAAGUCUUUCCCGCCGUUUCCUCAUCUUCCUUCCUGGGAAGUUUCUCCGAGUGUGUGGCUGCGGCUCUGGUUUGGCCUGGAGUCGGUGGGAGGCAGCGUGGCUCCUCGGGCAGUGGCGGCGGUGCCCUUCAGUGUUUGUCACCUGCACUGGCCUCAUGGCAUCUCUGCCGGCAGCCUGCCUGGCACGCCGUUCAUGCCCGGGCACCGCGGGCCGGGAGCAGGCGGCUCGCUCGCCUUUUUGGCAUUGCCUACAUCUGGAGCCGUUGGUAACUGAUGAGCGGGUCGAUGGGUGAUGGAGCUGGCUGGCGUGCAGCACGGUGCGUCCAUAGCACUGGGGCUGGGGCUGGAAUCCUGGCGGGAGAGUUUGUGGUCAGGAGCCGCAGGUGACAUUCCCCCUUGUAGCCAUAAGGACACCAUGGGGCUGAGAGGCCAUCCCUGGCUGCACGCGUGCUCCCACGGACCUAAUCCAAUGUCACAGACGGGCAUUUAUAUGUGGAGUUAUUCCCCCUUUUCCAGUUCAUGCCCAGUUUCCAGGCUGUGCCCAGCCCGCAGAGCCCAACAGCUCCACGGGAGGGAUCUGUCCCGGAGGGAAGGAGCCUGCUGGGGCUGCGAGUGGCUGGGACGUUGCUGUCCCUUGUCAAAGCCGGCAGAGGAGCGUGUGGCUGUGCUGGCCGGGCAGAGCUGCCAGUGGCUCGGGAGCGGUGCCUUUGGCAUGGUGGGCUCCCAGGCUUCGCUCCCCCCUUCCCGCAGCCGCGGGCUUCCUCCUCACCCCUGCUCCUGGCACCACCGACUUGGCCUCUGCUCAUCCCAUGCUGGCUCCUGUGUUGACACGGGAUUUUUUUUUCUGGAAUUGGAGUUGGACACUUCAAAAAUGCUGCCACGAACUUCUAAAAAGUUAACUAAAAAGAGCUGGAGGCUUCAUCAGCAAAGAUGCUGCCAAUCCCAACCUUCCUGUACCACAUCCUAGCCCCGCUCGCAGGCAGGACCCGCCAAAGUCUUUUCCUCCCACUGCCUGUUGCAAAAGGGUUGUCACCAAAAACAUAACGAAAGCAUGGAAGGGUGUGGGCUGUUGCCGGGUUUCAGCGUGUGUAACUCAAAAAUGAGUGAGAAGUUUGGACAUUACAAAAAAAGAACAACUACCAACAAUGGACUGAUUUUUGCUCUCUGGCUCCGGGGCAAUUCCUCUGGGAUCCCUGGGGUUGUAUCGGUGGCCAGGGAGCAGAAUUUGGCUCUCGCUAAGUGGCUUAUGGGAUUUUUAUUUUUCAUUUAGCCGAAAAAUAAGAAGGGAAGAGGACUCAAAGAAGUAUUUGGUGUGGAAAAACAAAAAGGCCUUCAAAACCUCUUAAGCUGGCCAGAAAGGGUCCCUUUGAGGGGAUGAAUGAGUUAAGAGGAAUGAGGAGUGUCGAGCUGUGGGAGCAAGACUGAGCUGGGCACCUGGAAUGUUGCAGUGGUUUUGGGAUUGGAGCAUUGCAGGGUGGUGCUCGGUACCGUCCCAGCUCCCAUGGUUUGGUGUGCGCUGCCAUGGGGGGUCCAGGGCGCAGGAGGUGGGCACCUUGGCCAACAGCGGGGUCUGCCCUGCCUGUCAGUCUUUGCAAGUCGUCCUUGAGCUGCCUAGCGAGGCGGGCACGGAGGUUUUGUGCUCUGUAGCCCAUCUGACAGCAGCCCUGCCUGCCUGCAUCGGGGUAUCUUGCUGCUCGGGGUGCAAGUGUGCUGGUGGUCGCUCUUUGGUGUGGGAGGCCCUGCUCAGCCUUCGCCCCAGCGCUGGCCCUCCCUCCCCUCCCGCUGGGAUGUGCCGGCCCAGGGGGCAAAGCCAUGGCACGGUUGCAUUGGUGCUAGCCCUGGUUGGGUAAAUGUGUUAGCUGGGUGGGUUUCCCCUUGGUUUUCACAUUAUAAAGCACAGAGAUCUUGUAGUCUUUAGUUUUCCGUUCACUAGUCUUUCGUGAGUCUUCCCCCUCCCCCUUUUUUUUUUCCUUUGAGCAACUCGCCUGGGUAUUGCUCAGAGGUGCCAGGAGGCAGCACAGGGAGGAAGGGGACUGGCAAGUUUGUUCCUGGCGGAUCUGGGACAGUAGCAGUGCCUGCGUGGGUGAGAAUGGAGCUGUGAUUUGGGAAGGGGCUGCAGGGACCCCCAUCUGUUCUGGAGACCAGCUGUCUCUGGGAAGGAGUGGAGCCACAGGCAGUCAGGCUGCAGCUCCUACCAAGGUCUCCCACCAAAAGAGCCCAAAUUAGCUGAAUAAACGAUCCCUGUGCUCAGCACCAAAUGCUAGAGAACCUGUUGCCAAGGCUGGAAUUUCUCACUUGAUCCGAUUAACCUUUGUGUCUAUGCAAACAACCACAUAUGUGUCACCAGCCGAACACAAGCCGGAAGCUUUUGCCAGUUCUUCACGGAGCAUCUGGGCUGCAUGUGAUGCACGGUGCCCAGUGCUGCAUGGAAAGUCCCUGGGGACGCCUCAGACAGGGCUGUUGGGCCCUUGUGUCCCAUGUGUCGAUGGCCUGGCCAGCGAUCUGGGCACACGGGAGAUGCUUCCCCAGACCUUUGCUGUCUCUGGGCGCCAGGAUGGGAGGGAUGAGUCUGGAUGCUCAGGGCAUCAACUCCAUUGAGUUAAGCGAUGCUGGACGUGAUCUCAUGGGAGGAAUUGGGAGUGACGCGUCAAAUGUGUUUUAAAAAACCUGUGUGUGUGGGAGAGAAGUGUUGAGCAAAAGUGAAGAAAGCACCAUUUGGCACUUCCUUCAGUCACGCUGCCAGUACCUGGCUGAGGAUCAGCAUCAUAUCCCGACCAGGGUCUCAAGGCCGUGGUGGUCCAGGGAAUCACCUCCCAGGGGCCUGAUGCUCUUGUUGUGGAGGACACCUUUAGCCUAGCUGCAUCUCCCGAUGCAGCUGCUGUCCUCAGAUGUGUCUUUGUGCUGUCAGGAGGGGAGGAAGGUGCUUGAAACCAACCAGGGCAGAGCCAGCCGCACCAUGGGCUUCCUCCUGGCACCGCUGACGUGGAGGGGUGUCCUGCUACCGGCUUCCGUCAGGAGUGAGAUUGGACCUUCUGCGAUAAUUCCUCACGUUCAUUAUUUAUAGAGAAGCCAAAUUGAAUUAUUAAUACGGAAAAUUCAGAUAACAUUAACAAUUCUCAGUUUAUAACAGUUUCCCAUUAAUAAGGAAAAUUGGAAAUUUAUCACUACAUCUGUUCAUUAAAACUCACUAUUUUUUUUUCUUUUGGUGUCUUAAAUGAAAGCAGAGAAAUAAACGAAGAGGAAAAGCCAUUUAUUCGCUACUUCUCUGGGCAAAGUCAGCCCAUAAUUUUUAAUAAAGUCUUUGCAGUUAUAUGUGGAGGGGGAAACCAGCAUAUAAUGAAAGCAGCUUUUCAGCCAUGUCCAUGGUGUUGCUCGACCGUAGAACAAAUACUCGGAAGCACGUCCCGUUUAUUCUCUUUGUGGGAACCUUUAAGCUGCAUGAUAGUUUUUUAAUUUCCCUUCCUCCUCAGCAGCUCUCCUUGCUUUCAGCAUGUGUUGCUCCUGGCUCCGAGGAGUGAAUUUUAACGCUUCCCCUGCUUCUUUCAGAGAUGGCGGAUUCCUAUACCUUUAAAGGUGGAAGGAAAACUGCAGGCUCUAACAAACCCGCUGCCAGCAAAGAAAGCAGGACAGAGACAAGGAUAAACCCACCGGCAGAGCUGCCCAAGCUCGGAAAUGCAACCAGUGACAGAACUGAGGGCAGGAAGAAAGGACGACCCAAGGCCGAGAACCAGGCGCUGAAAGACAUCCCCCUCCCCCUGAUGAACCAGUGGAAGGACGAAUUCAAAGCCCACUCCAGGGUGAAAUGUCCCAAUUCAGGCUGCUGGCUGGAGUUCCCCAGCAUUUAUGGUUUGAAGUACCACUAUCAACGCUGCCAAGGGGGUGCAAUCUCAGAGAAGCUGACGUAUUCGUGCUCGUACUGCGAAGCUGCCUUCACCUCCAAAACCCAGCUAGAAAAGCAUCGGCUCUGGAAUCACUUGGACCGGCCAGUGCCAACCAGCAAAGCAGAAAACAAAGUGCCGAAGGCCAUUGGAAAGAGCAGUGGCAAGAAAAGAGCUGCUGAGAGUUCAGCUUGCCCCACCAUCCAUCCCAAACAGGCAAAGACGGAAAAAGCUGCGGCCCAGGACCACGCCGAGAAUGGCGAGUGCCUGGCGGAGAGCCGGGAGAGCAAGGAGUUUCAGAUCGCAGCAGCUGAGGCAAUGGCAGCCGCCACCCCCACGGCGAAGUCUUCGAGCGGCAAGGAUGCUGUGCAGCAGCGGGGCAGCCAGGCCUCUCUGCAGGAGGAAGACCCCGAGAGGAUGAAGCACAGAAGGAAACAGAAAACUCCUAAGAAAUUUACGGGGGAGCAGCCGUCCAUCUCGGGGACGUUUGGACUGAAAGGUCUUGUUAAAGCAGAGGACAAAGCGAAAGCUCAUCGAGCCAAGAAGUUAGAGGGUAACACCAACACAGAGGAGCUGAAAAAGAAACCUCCAGGAGCUGGUGUGAAGAAGGAAACAGCUGUACAUCUACCAGCAGCAAACCCCGAGGACCAGUGGCAGCGGGAGAUCAGCGAGAAGGGAGAAGUUGCCUGUCCAACCUGCAGUGUUAUAACCAGAAAGACUGUUGUGGGGCUCAAAAAGCACAUGGAUGUCUGCCAGAAGCUGCAGGAUGCCUUGAAGUGUCAGCACUGCAAAAAGCAGUUCAAGUCCAAGGCUGGGCUGAAUUACCACACCAUGGCUGAACACGUCAGCAAGCCUGUUCCUGUGGAAACCGCUGGACUUGGUGAACAGGAAGAGCGGGAAAGGCUGAGGAAAGUGCUAAAGCAGAUGGGAAAACUGAAAUGUCCCAAUGAGGGCUGCGUGGCCAAUUUCUCCAGCCUAAUGGGCUACCAGUACCACCAGAAGCGGUGCGGGAAGCAGCUCGCCGAGGCCGACAAGCCUGUCUUCAGCUGCCCACACUGUGGCAAGAAGUACAAAUCCAAGGCUGGCCACGACUACCAUGUGCGGUCAGAACACAUGGCCUCGCCUUCGGAGGAGCCAGAGGUGAAGCCGGAGCCUGGCCCCGUAGAAGAUUUUGAAAGGACCCCAAGUGGCCGCAUCCGUCGGACAUCAGCCCAAGUAGCCGUCUUCCACCUUCAGGAGAUAGCGGAGGACGAGCUUGCCAAGGAUUGGACCAAGCGGAGGAUGAAGGACGACCUGGUGCCUGAAACGAAGCGGCUCAAUUACACCCGACCUGGGCUUCCAAAGCUCAAUCCAAGGCUGCUGGAAAACUGGAAGAAUGAAGUGAAGGAGAAGGGCCGCAUCAACUGUCCCAACAACUGCUGUGAAGCCAUUUACUCCAGCGUCUCAGGGCUGAAAGCUCACCUGGCCAACUGCAACAAGGGGGACCACUCAGUGGGCAAGUACCGCUGCCUCCUGUGCCAGAAGGAGUUCAGCUCAGAGAGCGGGGUCAAGUACCACAUCAUCAAGGCUCACUCGGAGAACUGGUUCCGAACCUCUGCAGAGGCCAGCCGGAAAAAGAAAAGCAGGGAACAGCUUUCUUCCAGCAAAGAGGAGAAAAAGAAAAGCACAAGCGGGAAGAAAAGGGGGAGGAAACCCAAAGAGAGGCCUCCAGAAAUGUCCCCGAAGGGCAAAGAGAGCGUGGCAGCAAAGACUAAUCACAAGAAAACCCUUGAGCACUGGGAAGGCCCCCGAGGCAGCCCCGAUGGGGAUGAGCUUGUCCCCAAGCCCCCGAGCCAGCGGAAGGGAGGAGCCAGUAAGAUGCCUGAGAAAUGAGCAGCUCAGAGACUCAUCUCCGAGGAUUCGUUUACAGCCCAGGGUAACAGGGUGGGGGUCUCUCCUGGUUUUCUGUCCUCCCCCAUCCCCCCCACCCCCCCACCCUCCACUCACCCCCUUUUUACAAAAAAAAAAAAAAAAAAAAAAAGAGACUGAAACUACCAAUUAACCACUUUAAACAAGUUACGGACCUUGUUUCACACUGGAAAACAAACAGGAUCAAGCAAGCUGGACCGUUCUGCGCCCCCUGCCCCUGUACAUACCCCUCUGCCCGCGCCCCUGCCCGGCAGGACCCUGCUGUCCCCCCUGCCCUGCCCGUGACCCCCUGUCAUAGCCCCUGCGCCAAACUGGUGACGCUUGAGCGAAAGAAAAGUGCAAUAGCAGUGGGACCCCGGGCCGGGGUCUCUCUGCGGCUGCGUGCCGGGGCGGGGGGCUGUCUGCACCUGCGCUGCCACCUGUGCGGGCAGCCUCCGGUGGGUCAUCCCUGCUCCCAGGGUGAUGUUUCCAAAGAUGUUUGAACCGAGCAAGCGGCCAGGCAGGGGCAGGGGGACAGCAGGGUCUGGCAGCGGAUGCUGUGGGGCAUCUGGUAGCGCUUUCCCCACGGCCUGGGGCAGAGAGGAGACUUGCUUCGGCAGGGACGGGCCCGUGGUGUGUUGGCGUUGCGGCCGGCUCGGUGCAGGGAUUUGUCUCGGCGGUGCCAGGUGCAGGCAGAGGAGCGGGCAGGGAGCGUGGCCAGGGCUGGCGAAGCAUCGCCCGGAGAUGGCUGCGGCUCCGAGGGCUGGGGGGUGUGAGCACCCCUGGGAGUCAGUGGGAGAGGGGGUUGCCGUAGGGCGGGUCAGGUCAGAGGGUUUAACCGAAAGUCGUUGGCAUGCCGUGAGCACCGGGGAGCAUCCCGGUGAGACCGCGGGGAGGGGGUGCGGUGGGGGAGCGGUGCCUCGGUGCUCGAGUUGUCUUUGCAAAUGGAGACGGAGGAGCGGCAAUGCUGCGAUGGCAGCGCUGGGUCAGGGUGAGCCAGCAGCUGUUGAGCCGCCUGACCGGCACCGGGGGGUCCACUUGGCAGAUUCAGGGUCCCCAUCGUGCCCCGUCCCAAAGGUGCUGGUUGCCCAGGAAGGAGCAGUGGGGUUUGGUCACCCCGCUGUGGCCGCAGGAGGUGUGUAGCGGGGAUGGUGGGCAGCAUCAAGUGACAAUCAUGGGUCCUGCUUUCGGGUGAGUCCCAGCCGCUGCUCAGGCACCUUGCACUCACCUUGUCCUUCCAGGCUGGGACCCGCCACAGGGUGAGCCUCGCCUCCCCCGAGAUGCAUCCAAGCCUGUGCCCAUCCUCCUCGGGGGACGGAGCGUCCCUGCAUGGUGCGCUGUCGCUGUCCCUUGCUUGUUCUCCUGCACCGGGCUUUUCUUUGCACCUGUACUAAUCCCGUCGUCACACCUCGCUCCGGCCUGGAGGGAACCAUCCCCAGACCGGGAUAUGUCUUGUCUCCAGACAAAAACCAGGCUACCUCGGUCCUUGGGAAACAGGCAUGUUUUCUCUCAGUAACAGAGCAGAAAACCUUAACUCAAUUUUUUUUAUCCUGUGCAGAGCUGGGAAGGUGGCAUCGGGGGGAGGAGAGCUUCUGCUUUUACUUUUAUCAAUUAAAACCUCAACCCUCGGUUUCCUUCACUGCUCUUCACCGCCCGCUGCAGGCUCAGUAUCGUUUCCCUGCUCCAAGUUGCCGCUCAGUAAUAAUUAAUGUCCUCCUCCACUGGCAGGUUAUGACAGCCCCGGAGGGAGGGAGGGGACAGCGGUGUCCAAAGCCAGGGCAGCUUCUCGGGGAGUGGGUGCCGCUGCUCCAGCCAUGGCUCCCGGCAGCCGGGUGCCACCGUCGGCAUGGCCCAGUGUGCUCAGCCGCCAGCUGGCCACGGGCUGGGGGCGAGGGACCCGCCUGGGUGCUGCUGGUUGUGCCGGGCUUGGAAGCAAUUAGUGAGAACGCUCAAUCAGUCGCUGCCGGUUUGCUGCUGGCGCUUCAUCCGAUCUUUGUUUUGGUCGUGUCACCGAUCUUUGUUUUGGUGGUGUCACCGGUGCAAAUCCUGCCUCCCUGGGGAAGGGUGGAGAGCUCCAGGAACUGUAGGACCUGCGUUCCCAGAUGUCAUGGCAGGGACACUGUCCUGGGCGAUGGCAUCCUGCUGUGCUGAGCCUGUGGGAUGGCACCGGCCGAAGCAAUAGCCGCUGGGGGCUGGUGAGGAGGGACCCCACGCCUGAGGUGUGCUCGGGUGGCGCGGGGGAUGUGCCAUGGCUGGCAGGGGGUGUAGGCAGCGGCAGGAGGUGGGGAGCAGGCAGAGCUGGGGACCCGGCACAGAGUUCAGCACCAAAAUGGCCACAGAGGGACAGAGGGAGCCACUGGAUCCUGAAAUCAUGUCCCACCGUGGGGGAAAGCCCCUGGCAAAGCUCCGUGCCCUGGCCCGGGGAGGGGGGAUGCGGGUGGCCUGGGCUGCCGCUUUGGGCAUUGACCUUACGAUCCCCGCUGCCUCUCCUCGGGGACAGCACGGGGCUCAGUUCUCAUUAACGUGCGAUUAAUCGGCUUCUCAUUGAUUAAAUUCUCAGGCAGCACUGUGCUCCGUGCUGGGGGCAAGCCCCGGUGCAGGAGCUCGGCCGCGGGCUGCUGGGGGUGGGCGAGACCUGGGGAAGGGCCGCCUUGGGGGUUGUCGUGGGGUCCAGCUCAAACCCCAUCCUGCCGCUCCAGUAACGGGAGCAGCGGCACACACGUGUCCUGGAAGGAGUGGGGACAGCUAUGGUGGCCUCGCGGGGGUGACACCGUCCCAGAGGGGACCACGGGGACAGUCUGGGGGCUCAGGGCGGUGGGCACGGCAGUCCCGGUGCGGGGGCUGUCCCCCAUCACCCUCAGAGCUGGGAGAUGUGACAGCAGCACCUUGGGCACAUGGAAAUUUUUAUGAAAAAGUGAAAUCUUCAGGGUUUUUUUUUUUUUCCCUCCCUUUAAAAAGUAUUUUUCCCCUACUAGUCAUCACUCAGAGAGGAAUCCGUUCUCCCACUGCCGCCUUCUCCAUGAGCCAUCCUUUCCUCUCUGCCUGUUCCGGGAAGGCUCCAGGGCGAUGCUGGGGGUACGGGCAGCUGCCUGCCCCGCGGCACCGGGGUGGCAUCGCCGGAGCCCGGUGGGUUGUGCCGGCUCAGGUGCUCCCAGCGAGGCGGCGGCCAGGGGAGCAGCUCACCUUAAUGGGGGGGGGGGGGGGGGCGAGACGGGGGACAAGCGUGCCCUCUUCCCUGCCAUCCCCUCUCCCACGGGGACUUGGGCAGCGUGGGACCCCCGGGCCUGGCACCCCCUGCCCUGCCAUGGGCCCGAGCUGCAGGGCACCCCCUGCGGCAGCGGGGAAUAACCUACGGUUCAUGUAAAGCCCCGUGAAGGGGAGUGGGGGGCAGGGGUCUGCGGCACGGUGGCACCCCCAGUCCCGGCCCAUUGCCCAGGGGGGCUUGGGGUGCUCAUGGUAGGUAAAAGGGAGUGCAGGGGGGCUCGGGGCACAGUGGAGGCUGUGUGGGGGGUUCCUACGACUGCGUCCCCCACUGGCAUCUGCCCCCACAGCACCCCGGGGACCAUGACACCAUGGCCCCACGGCCCCCACGCCUCCACCGCUGCAGAACCCCACCGCCCUGUUGGCCACAUCCCUGAGGAAAGGGCUAAACCUCCAUGGGGUCGGGGCAGGUGGGCUGCAAGCCCACGGCGGAGCCUCGUGGAGCCGUCCCCGAGGCUGGGAUGGUGGGGGGCUGCGCGGGCGGGCGAACCCCCCGGCACCGCACGGCAUGGCCAGCCCCAGCGGGGGGGCCAGCCCAGAGCACCCUCGCACCCACGGAUGUUGGGAGCGUUUUGUUCUUUUCUUUCUCUCCUCGUGACACCCAUCCCACGGCAUAUCCGAAUGUUUCUCAUCGAUGCCAGUUAUUAGUGCAUAAGUGUAUUUUGGGGAAAAAAAAAUUACAAUGGAAAAAAAGAAAAAAAAAAGAAUUUUCAAUUUAUCACUUGUAACCAUAUAUAUAAAUAUAUAAAUAUAUAUAUUAAAAAGUGUUUAUUUGCAAAAAAAAUAAAAUUGUUUUAACAGUAAACUAUCUUAUAAUAAACUCCCGAUUUGUGACGAUCUGUUCUUUUGUUAAUCAUUGACAAAUCCUCAGUUGGAGAGUACUGUACCAGCAGCGCGGAGAGCUGCGCCGCCGAGCACCGCGGAGGGGUAACUCGAUGUACUGUAUGUAUUAAAAACAGCUGUAUCGAAUAAAUGUUUAUUGAUUUUUUA
This is a messenger RNA of Falco peregrinus (peregrine falcon), 10794 nucleotides long. It is a transcript of the gene ZNF512B, whose product is annotated as zinc finger protein 512B. The transcript has 16 exons. Gene Ontology annotation, molecular function: zinc ion binding. Bases 4327 to 6528 code for a protein of 733 amino acids. The record is from RefSeq and is a predicted model, not a curated record. NCBI's taxonomy places the organism in Eukaryota, Metazoa, Chordata, Aves, Falconiformes, Falconidae.